UGCAGGAAGCUCAAAUCAGAAAUUGUGCCCCAGCUGCUCUAACAAAGCUACGCAACAAGCUUAGGGGCUUGGAGCAGGUACAUAGCAACUGUUCAACAAAUCUGAAAGCAAAAGAAUCUGAAUUGAGCCUCCAAAUAGAGAAGAUGAAAGGAGAUGUAAAUAGGCACAACUCUGAAUUGAAGGGUAGAGAGAAGCAAAUACAGGAGCUUCAGAUGGAGCUAGAAAGCUGCCAUUCAGUGAUUGACGUUUCAAAUGAAGAGAUUCCAGUAGUACUUGCGAUCUUUAAAUCAGAACUCUCAGAGGCUUACUCCAACAAAUCUGAUGCAAAAACUGAAAUAGAGCUGUGUGACAGAAUGGAUGACAAGAUCUCUCUACUUCAAACACAGUUGGAGAUGAAGAACAGUGAUUUACAAAAUGCUCAUCUUAAGCUAGAACAAGAACAUGAGAAAGCAGAAAUAUUAAUGAAGAGGAUAAGGUCCUUGGAACUAGCUGAACAGCAUCAGGUUAUCAUGGAGGAAGAGAUUCAACAACAUAAAAAGAUGCUUGAGGAAUCAUCUGUGCAUCAACUUUACAUGAAAGAACAAUUUGUGCAGAUGGAAGCGGAGAAACGAGAAUUUUCUUUGGCUUUAGAAAAGGCAAACCUUGAAUUGGCUGAGAAAAUUCGUGAAGCAAAUCAGUUAGAAUUCGAAUUACAGAAUUGGAAGUCUAGUGCCGAAAGCUUGAAACUGUGCUGUCAAGAAAAUCAAGAAAAAUGUAGACAAAUGGAGAAUUCACUUCUUGCACAAGCUGAGAAUGAAGAAACCCUUAAGCAUGAGAAAGACAUGCUUAUCACCAUUACCAAAGAGAAAAUUAAUAGAACUGAAGUUCUGGAGCGGAAGAUUGUCCUUCUAGAAGCUACAGUUGCAUCAAAGAACGAGGAAGUGGAAUUUUUCACACAAAACACUGAGUACCUUAUAAGCAAUGCCAAGGAGAAGGAUAGCUGCAUAGAAAAUCUCCAAAAUGAUAACACCCGGAUGGAGCAGGAGGCCAUGAGAAGAGAGGUGGAAGCAGCAAUUCUUGCAAGCAUAGACACAGAGAAAUAUGUUGGACUAGAGAAAGACAGGCUUUUCAAGGUUAUGAAUGAGAAAGAUGCGAAUAUAAAAGUUCUCCAAGUAUUGGCGUCGUCAUUAGAGCAAGACUUGACAAGUGCAUUUAUAUCGUCCUUCUCAGAAGUUGUAGAAAAUCUGGUAACAGUUGAAAAGCUUACUGAAGAUUUGAAGAAGGCCAAACAUAUGACAGAGCUAGAGAUUGAAGAGAAGAACAUGAGAAUUGUUGAUUUGGAGAAGGAAGUAUCUGGUUUGCGGAAAAGUUUGACAAAUCAGGAGGAAGCCUUGUUUACUGAAAAGCAACAAGCAGAUGAACUUCAAGCAUUAUUGGAAGUCAACAAAUUGGAAAAUGGUAAACUGAUGGGUGAACAGAGGAGGCUGGAAGGCAUAGUCAAGCAGCUUGAGUUUGAAAAACACGUUCUUUUUCAAGACACCACAAGUGUAUCAAAAGAUAGGGAGGAAGUUUUUGUUCACUUUGAAGAAAUAUGUGAUCGUAUGGGUGACUUCAUUUGUGAGGAUGUGGAGAUGAUGAAUCUUUUGGAUACAAUGUUACAAAGGUGCAAGGAAGAGGUGAAACCAGCAACUAAUUUGAAAGUGGAUAAUGAGCUCUAUGAUUCUACCUAUGAGAAUGCAAACAAUUCUAUUUCGGUGUCAGCAAGAAAACUUGAAGCGUAUAGUACUGGAAGAUCACCACUGAAAGAAGUGAAUCAGCGGCAGUUGUAACUAAUACAAGAGAUACAAGUUUUCACUGAAGAAUUUGACACAAGAGUAGCCAGAAUCGAAGGAAUGUACUCCAAAUGGGAAUGGGCUUGAGACAUCGUCGAGCUAUCGAGCUUGAACCAGUUAGCAAAUGGCAAGGCCAAACAAAUAUUUUGUAGUUUCUGCUGUGUGUUGUUGUAUGAGUUACCACAAACCUCGUUUCUAGUCUUUUAACUUUUCUUUUCUCCUUUCCAAUUAUUCUGUACUCUCCUUUUCCCUUCCACAUUACGAAAUGUGACUUGAAGUUCAGUUCCCAAA
This is a messenger RNA of Malus domestica (apple), 2102 nucleotides long. RefSeq lists its product as uncharacterized. Lineage: Eukaryota; Viridiplantae; Streptophyta; Magnoliopsida; Rosales; Rosaceae. The record is from RefSeq and is a predicted model, not a curated record.